UUUUGUCCCGUAGUGGCCCCAAUUUCCAUUGCCAAACGGUUCUUUUCCUCCGUGUAUCAUAUUGCCGAGAAAAUCCGAACUUCGAUUUUUCUCAGGAAACAAACACCACAAUCUCGACUAUUCUCACUUCAUUCUGGAUUUCGCUUCACAAAUAGCCUUUUCCGAUCAAUCACACUUCUAAUUCCACCUAUUGAAUCUCACUUUCGAUGGCCUUUCUCGUGCCUUCCGUCGAAUUCUCCUCCAUCUCUCCGGCGAAGUUUGUCCCCGCAAGUCCGAGAAAUGUUGGAAACCUAACAGUGUUGAAGAAGAAGAAUAGCAGAGGUAGGGUUAGGAUUAGGGUUUGUUCGAGGAUCAAGGAUAUGGAGGUUGGGGUUUCAAAGAUGGGGCGUAAUUUGGGGUUGUGUGUUCAAUUCUCAGCUCCGGUGACGUCGCCGCUGAGGCCGAGCAAAGAGGAUGAAGAGAAGCAAAAUUACUAUGUGAAUUUAGGUUACGCGAUUCGGACUCUGCGCGAGGAAUUCCCAAAGCUGUUUGAUAGCGAACUCAGUUUUGAUAUCUACAGGGAUGAUAUUGUCUUGAAAGAUCCAUUCAGCAGUUUUUUUGGAAUUGAGAACUAUAAGUCGAUUUUCUGGGCACUACGAUUCCAUGGCCGGAUUUUUUUCAGGGCCUUGUGGGUUGACAUCGUUAGCGUGUGGCAGCCUUCUGAGAGCAUCAUAAUGGUACGCUGGACUGUCCACGGUGAUCCACGAGUACCUUGGGAGAGCCGCGGUCGAUUUGAUGGCACUUCCGAGUACAAACUUGAUAAGAAUGGGAAGAUUUAUGAGCACAAAGUUCACAAUGUCGCUCUGAAUAGACCCCCAAAGUUUCGAGUACUGGCUGUAGAUGAACUAAUUCAAUCUAUUAGCGGUUCCUCAACGCCAAAGCCCACAUAUUUUGAGAUUUCACCCUCUUCAAUCAUGUACUCUGUUAGGCAUUACCUGACUUUGGUUUUUGCCUUUGCUCAGAGACCCGAGGCAGAAUUAUCAAGGAGAAGGUAAUAUCGCUUUAAAACUCCCAGAUUUGGUGUAUGUUGUGAAUUUUAUAGAGCUUCACACCAUAGUAUGUUUUGAAUAACUGUCUGUGUUUCGACCUCUAUCUGAAGUUGACUCGAGUACUAUUUGGCAACAUGACCUGCCCUACUCGUUGUAGUUUAUGCUGAGAGAUGCUAAGCUUUUUAGCACCAGGAAAUUUUUGUGGUGACCUUGUUAGGUGUAAUUACUGGACUGGAAUUUUCAAGCUUGGAUAUACACUAUAUGAUUGUAUAUUUUUGUAUAGUGGAAUUACAAAGUCUUAAGUUUCCUUUGGUCUUGGUAA
This is a messenger RNA of Camellia sinensis, 1350 nucleotides long. RefSeq lists its product as uncharacterized. Lineage: Eukaryota; Viridiplantae; Streptophyta; Magnoliopsida; Ericales; Theaceae. The record is from RefSeq and is a predicted model, not a curated record.